This is a messenger RNA of Amborella trichopoda, 621 nucleotides long. NCBI's taxonomy places the organism in Eukaryota, Viridiplantae, Streptophyta, Magnoliopsida, Amborellales, Amborellaceae. The record is from RefSeq and is a predicted model, not a curated record.
AUGAAACUUGGACGGAUUCCAGUAAUUGAUAAGUUGAAAGAUUUGGGAAUUGCCCUUAUGGGAAAAAUUAAGUAUGGUAGUGUCCGUGAAGGUGACAACUUAUUGGUGAUGUCUAACAGGGCUGGUGUGAAAGUGUUGGCGGUUUAUUGUGAUGAAAAUAAAGUACAAUGUGCUGGGCCUGAUGAAAAUGUUCGCGUUAGAUUAUCAGGAAUUGAGGAAGAGGAUAUAUCUGUGGGUUUUGUCCUUUCAAGUAUGGAGAAGCCAAUAGCUGCAGUAGUUGAAUUUGAUGCUCAUUUACAGAUCUUGGAGUUGCUUGACAAUGCUAUUUUUACUGCUGGCUACAAGGCAGUAUUGCACAUUCAUUCAAUUGUGGAGGAGUGUGAAAUUAGUGACUUCUACAACCAAAUUGAUCUCAAAACAAGGAGGCCGAUGAAUGGGAAAGUUCUUUUCUUGAAAAAUGGUGUGAUUGUGGCCCAUCGUAUUCCAGUAUACUCCAUUGAGCGUCUUUCAAACUUUUUGUUGAUAUGUGUCAAAAAAUUUUCUGAUAUUCCUCAGCUUGGAAGGUUUACACUUCGCUCUGAAGGAAAAACAGUGGCAGUAGGGAAAGUUACUGGUGUUUAA